UGGUUGCACAGAGACUCUCUGGUUUACACAGGGAUUGUUUUGCUAGAUAUGUCAGCUUACAGAGGACACCUCUCUCCUUCGUAAAAAAAAUCUUCAAAAUGUCCUUUCCCAACAGCUCUCCUGCUGCCAACACGUUUUUGGUAGACUCUUUGAUUGGGGCGUGCAGAACAGAUUUCUACUCCAGCAGUAACAUGUACAUGCCAUCCACUGCAGAAAUGGGAACCUAUGGAAUGCAAACCUGUGGACUCCUGCCGUCUCUUGGCAAACGGGGGGAAGUAAACCACCAAAACAUGAGCGUGAACGUCCACUCGUACAUACCUCAAACUGAUAACUGGGCAGACCCGAGUAGGUCCUGUCGGUUAGAGCAACCGCUUAACCAGAUGCCCACCUGCACAUUUUCACAGAAUAUAAAAGAAGAGACAAACUGUUGUAUGUAUUCCGACAAGCGAGCAAAGGUCAGCUCGUCUGAGAUACCUGCGUACUCCAACCUGAUUCCCGAAUCGUGCUCUGUUGAUAGUCCCGAGAUUCCGGUACCCGGCUAUUUUAGACUAAGCCAAACUUAUGCGACGGCGAAAACCCAGGAUUAUGACAACGAGGCGAUGAGCCCAAGCGCUACGUUAAUGCUGCUUAACAGGGUGACUCCUAAAGCCCAGUCAACGCCCUUUGUCGAGGUGGACAAGAAGGUGCCGCACGAACGCGACACCAGCAGCUCGUCCCCGGUGCCGAGUCCACAGCCCAAAGCCAACGCGCAGGAGGACAAGAUCUGCUCCACUGAGGCGUCUGUCUCUAGCCCCGAACUACCACACAGAGAAGGAAAAGAGUCCAAAAGCGAAACACCGACAAGCAACUGGUUGACUGCGAAAAGUGGAAGAAAGAAACGAUGUCCAUACACAAAGCACCAGACCUUGGAAUUAGAAAAAGAGUUUUUAUUCAAUAUGUACCUGACUCGGGAGCGCCGUCUAGAGAUCAGCAAAAGCGUCAACCUUACUGACAGACAAGUGAAAAUCUGGUUCCAAAACCGCAGGAUGAAACUUAAGAAAAUGAGUAGAGAAAAUCGCAUUCGUGAACUUACCUCUAAUCUCACCUUUUCGUGAGCAUGCAACCACGAGCCAAAAUGCACCCAUCUUUACGGCCUAUUUAUGUUCUCAUAUAAUGAAAACGUGAGGACGACUAGCAUUGUUUUGGUUACUUUCACGUUCCGGUAUUGUAAUUGUUGCUACGUCCUUGUGAUUUGUUGCUACAUCCUUGAUAGGAUUUAAAAUGUGAAGCGUUGUGUAUUUUGAAUAUCUUUCACAGGGAACACAACAAAUUAUGUUUGGUCUUAAUUUAAGAAGAAGACGAAAGACACAGACUGUUCCGGUUACAUUUCCAGUGGGGACAGAACGACAAGUCAUGGCUUUGGACAUGAGAGCACAUUUAAAAGUGAAGAGUGUCCAUUUCUUCCACCAGUGAAAACCAUCAUCUAUCUGAAAUGAUUGCUUAUACAAUUCCUGUAAAAUGUAUGUUUUUAUGUCUAUAUCAGUGCAUGUUUGUGGCAUGUUGUCAGUGGACUAAUAAAUUAAAAAUGUAAUGUGUA
Molecule: messenger RNA, 1576 nt
Organism: Misgurnus anguillicaudatus (oriental weatherfish)
Lineage: Eukaryota; Metazoa; Chordata; Actinopteri; Cypriniformes; Cobitidae
Gene: hoxd10a
Product: homeobox D10a
Biological process (GO): regulation of transcription by RNA polymerase II
Cellular component (GO): nucleus
Molecular function (GO): DNA-binding transcription factor activity, RNA polymerase II-specific; RNA polymerase II cis-regulatory region sequence-specific DNA binding
Source: RefSeq, a predicted model, not a curated record